CAUGCACACCACUGUUGAUUUCACACAGCCUGAUGGUGGAUGCCCAGUGACAAGUGGUUGCUGGACAGAACCAGAAGCGUCUACUAUUGCCUUGAUGCACAUUACUUAAUAGCAAUAUGGAAUGGCUGCUGGGUUUGGUAUGUGGUCUGAUGUGUUUUGGAUUUCUCACUGAAGCUCAACCCAAAAUCCGUGUGGUUAAGCCAAUCAUGGUGGCACUGGCUGGAGAAACACUCAAUCUUGAGUUUAAUGUGACUGUGCCAGUGAACCAAAGCUCAGUUCAAUUUGUCUGCCAUUGUCGUCGCCACAAAAAAGUGCUAAAAUCUUAUGACGUCUUGGAAACAAAAACAAUUUCAUGGAAACUGUCUGUUUUGAAUAGUUCAGAUUCAGGAGAAUACUACUGUGAGUACCAGAAGACAAUAGCCUCCUGGGAGAUCCUAGUAAGAGAUGUGGGAUACCGGGAGUCAGUUUCUAGAGAUGCAGUCCUCAUACUGAAUGUGGCUCUGAAUGUGGGCCUUUUCCUCUUCAGUAGCAUUGGGUCCAUAAUUCUUCUGAUGGACUACAGGAAACAGCACAAACUGAGGAAUGAGAGAAAGGAAGAAGGGGAAGGGGAAAUGGUGAAUGAAGUGGAAGAUGCAGUUGCCACUGACUCUGUUUACACAGCUCUUGAACAUGGGACUUCCUCAAUUUACAAUGUGCUAGACCCAUCAGCAAAUGACAUGGACCAAACAUGUGUGCAGCAGACUGACAACUCACAAAAGGAGGAUGGCAUAUUUGAAUCUGUCUAUGAAAAUUUUUGAUGUGCUCUAUUUUUUUUCAUUUUCUUUUGCCCUUUCAUCAUCACUUUCAUUGCUGUAAUGUACUUCAACCUGCAUGUUUUCAAGAACAGAACAUGCGUUUCAUUAAAUUACUUCCUACAACAAUUUCAUGUAGGCUUACAAUAUGAAAACAUGAAGCAGUCUGAAACGUACUAUUGAAACUGAAAUAUACUAUUUGAAUUUGUUAUGUUUUGACGAAAUAAAUGAAAAUAUAACAUAAAUAA
Molecule: messenger RNA, 1039 nt
Organism: Conger conger (European conger)
Lineage: Eukaryota; Metazoa; Chordata; Actinopteri; Anguilliformes; Congridae
Gene: nfam1
Exons: 6
Coding region: 117-797 (226 amino acids)
Biological process (GO): regulation of B cell differentiation; B cell receptor signaling pathway; positive regulation of B cell receptor signaling pathway
Cellular component (GO): membrane raft
Molecular function (GO): transmembrane signaling receptor activity
Source: RefSeq, a predicted model, not a curated record